Molecule: messenger RNA, 525 nt
Organism: Plasmodium gallinaceum
Lineage: Eukaryota; Apicomplexa; Aconoidasida; Haemosporida; Plasmodiidae
Product: conserved Plasmodium protein, unknown function
Exons: 6
Coding region: 1-525 (174 amino acids)
Source: RefSeq, a predicted model, not a curated record
AUGGCUUCUUUAAAAAAUGCAACGGGUGUUAGACAUAAUGUUUUUCGUUUAAAUGCACAUAAAAAGAUUAUUUAUAAUCGUAUGAGAAGAUUCAAUUGGCCACCUAAAGAAUGUUCAACUAUACAUCCAAUAGAACCAUAUGGGAAACAGUUUUUUAUCUUUAAUGCUUUUAAAAGAGACACAAAAUUUGAUAAUGAAAUUUCAAACACAGUCACACCAUUGAUAAAUUCUAAUAACGAGAAAAUUCCUUCUGAAACUGUUUUGUGUGUUUGCGAUUUUGCAAAAAGACCAUUAAUGUUCUUAAACUACUUAGAUUUUAAAAUAUUACAAGCUAAUAUGAACAAAAUAAAAGAAGGAUUUAGGAAAAUUGAAGAAAAAUUAGAUAAGAGUAACUAUUUAGAUACAAAGUUUGGUUUAAUGUUAAAAUACAAUUUAAAUAAAACUUACGGUAUGCAGAGAGUCAAAAAAGGAGAACAUAACUCAUGGGGAAUGAAAAAAGGAGUAUUUAGACAAAGAAAAACAUAA